Messenger RNA from Chrysochloris asiatica (Cape golden mole), 480 nucleotides. It is a transcript of the gene LITAF, whose product is annotated as lipopolysaccharide-induced TNF factor. The transcript is spliced from 3 exons. The coding region runs from base 1 to 480 and encodes 159 amino acids. Lineage: Eukaryota; Metazoa; Chordata; Mammalia; Afrosoricida; Chrysochloridae. Gene Ontology annotation, molecular function: zinc ion binding. Gene Ontology annotation, biological process: regulation of cytokine production. The record is from RefSeq and is a predicted model, not a curated record.
AUGUCGGUUCCAGGAUCUUAUCAGGCAGCUGCCGGGCCCUCCUCAGUGCCAAGCGCUCCCCCAUCCUAUGAAGAGAUCGUCAACAGUUUCUACCCGUCACCUCCAGCACCCAUACCAGGGCCAACCACAGGCCUUGUGACAGGCCCCGAUGGGAAGGGCAUGAACCCCCCCUCGUACUACACACAGCCAGUGCCGGUCCCCAACGCCAAUGCCAUUGCUGUUCAGACUGUGUAUGUGCAACAGCCCAUCUCAUUUUUCGACCGCCCAGUCCAGAUGUGCUGUCUCUCCUGCAACAAGAUGAUUGUGACACGGCUGUCCUAUAAUGCCGGCGCCCUCACCUGGCUCUCCUGUGGGAGCCUCUGCCUCCUGGGUUGCGUAGCCGGCUGCUGCUUCAUCCCCUUCUGCGUGGACGCCCUGCAGGACGUGGACCAUUACUGUCCAAACUGCAAAGCUCUCCUGGGAACCUACAAACGUUUGUAG